ACCACAGCUUGGUUAUAUGCAAGUUUUAUUAAGUCUUCUAAAUGAUGAACCUAAAUUGGAUAAUAGAGCUGUGCGCAGUUUUUCUUUCUGCAGAAUGUGUCCAGUCAAAUGAUCCACUAAUAAACGUAAGACCGCUGUGUAGAUCCCACUUAGAAGUUACUUGCAAUGCGAGUAGUGGACUAUACGGAAUGUGGACAUUUUAUAGAAGUCGCACUGGUUUUGAAAACAUGGAAAACAUGGGAAAGGUGGUUGAUAAUGAACGAGAAUGCCAAGUCACUAUCCUAAAAACUACACAGUCAACGCAGUGUAUUUGCAUCGACGCCAAUCAUGUCAUGUGCAAUAUAUUCGAUAAUAUGAUUGCUAAACCAGGUGACAGAUGGCAAUGUGCUAGACAUGUUAAUGGAUCUUCACUUGUAAGCAUGUCCGAUAUAAUACCCAUUGAAGAAAUCAUCGAUUGUACAACGACAACCAAUCUAGACAAUGUGACACAUGAAGCAGAGAGUUUAUCUUCAAUGUUAACACGUGUUUACACUGACUCAGUAGCAGUCAUAUUACCAGCGAAAGCGCACACUACACAAUUUGGAGCAGAAAUGUCAAUUUCCACAACACUGAAGUUCAACGCAACUAGUGAAAGCAGAGAAUCGGACGAUGUACACGUUAAUCCACUUUUGAACAGAGAUUUUAUCAUUAUCAUGACAGCUGCGGGUGUGACGGUGUUUAUUGCAACGAAUGUAUCGUUCUGUGUAUAUUGGAAAUUCAAGACACAGUCAAGAGAAAUAAAUCGAUAUGUUUGGAACGAUACGAAUUCUUCCCGUUACAAUACCGAGACUAUGCCCAACAGUUCGGAUAUACAUCAGGACGAGAACACAGAAGUAAAUUACCAUGAAAUAUCCGAAAUACAUACACAACUUGCUGGUGUGUCCACACUAUUGCAAACAAUGAACACACUCAGCGCCCAUCAUGAAAAUACGUUCGUUGAUAUCGACGAAAGUUCUCAACAAAGUUCAGCAAUUAUACAGGUCACACGUGAAGCGGGGACUGAUAUACAAAUGCCUGAGACUAUGAACCCUCCAAGAGCAACGCAUCUACCGAUGUCAUUUGUCGCAUUGGCCGAAAUUAAUAUGGAUGAUGGUGAGUAG
Molecule: messenger RNA, 1139 nt
Organism: Dreissena polymorpha
Lineage: Eukaryota; Metazoa; Mollusca; Bivalvia; Myida; Dreissenidae
Exons: 6
Coding region: 42-1139 (365 amino acids)
Source: RefSeq, a predicted model, not a curated record